CAACAUGCGUUCCACAAACACAUCGAUGAUGAUACUGAUGAUGGCUGGCGAAAACAAAAAUGGCGUCGAAGUUUGUUGUGAUUGCAUGAGUGCAUGCUCGGUGCAAACUAUUUUCGUAAAAUAGUGACGAUUUACGAUGGUUUUUAAGUGAAAUUUCUCCGUGAACGAAACCGCGAAUGUACCAGGAAUAUGAAGAGAAAAAUAAACGCUCUGGAGCUACGUCGGCAGCGACAGGAAGGUAAACAGCAUGAGGACAGUGGACAUGAGUCGGAAUCGCCCAGCAAGAAGAGAUCUCCAUCGAAACGGGCCGCUGGAGGAGGGGGUAGUCCGAAGAGGGCGCGGAUUGCGAGGGGCUAUGGAUCGACGCCCCGCAAGGAAGAUCCCCGGGAGCAUCAGGACCUGAAUCGAGAGGAAAUCGCUUUGAUGUUCAUGGAGGUGUCGGAAAAGAUCGAUCGCUGCUUCGAUUUCGAUCUGCAGAAAUGGUUAAACCGGUACGAGGGCCUACGGGCGAAAGAGGAAACGAAUUUUCCGGAAGCAGCCAUGCUGAUAAUGAGCGCUGCCCAAAUCUACGGCCGCAAGGUAGACUACCUGGAGGAGAUAAUUUUGCACAUGGAUCAAGAUCAGAAGGGGAGAGGUGAUGGUCAGGAGGACGGUAAAAAGGAAGAGAAGCCGACGUCGGGCAGAAAGCGUGCUGCCCGCUUCCAGCCCCAGUCUUUGUCGGAUUGUUUCGGGGAUUUGGAAUUUUCUGUGGUAGAGGGAAAGAAGGCACCGAUUGAGUCCUUGGUUGCAGGGGUAGACAGGGUGGCCGUCGAUCAGCGGAACAAGUUUCAGCAAAUGCAGGAGCUGUGUAGUGAGUUGAGGACAAUGCCCAAUAAGCAGCGGAAACAGGAAAUCUUGAAUCGUCUUCGAGACGACGCAAAUAUUCCGCCGAUCAUGUCCAGUCAUACCGCUGCCAGGAAGAAUCAGAUUCUGGACUUGGAAUCGGGAGAAACAAUCGGAACUCGAUACGACUUUCAGAUUCAUUUGAACUUCAUCGAUGUAAAGACCGGUUCGCUGAUGCCAGAGCAUGAUUUGAGGAAAUUCUUCCAACGCUGUGACGUAAUCGAUUAUCUGUUCGAGCAGCACGAGUGCGAGGACAGGACAAGCGACGGAGCACCCGCAUCGACAUCGAUUUUCCCGUUGAAACCACGUGAGUUCAAGAUCUACAUGCCUCCCGAUUAUCUGAAGAAUAAAUACCGGAUAGAGAUCGACGAUACGGCAGACUUUGAUAACGAGUUGCACAAGGCAAAAAGUAGCAACUAUCGGAAAGACCCGAUUCUGGAACUGAUGCACAGUAAAUUUGCCGAUCCGGGAAAGGACGCAGAGCAAUGGACACGGACAGAAUCGAAUCCGGAGCAAGAAGCUUCAUUCUCGAAUGCACUUUCGUCAACGGCGAUCGAACCUGGUACAACUCCGGACUCUCAAUCCGAUGAGUCAGAUUCAGCACCCCUUGAAGAUAGCGGUACGUUCGACGACAGUCAAACCAUUGAUCCGUCUUCGGUAAAUUCGACAUCCACAGCAAUACAAGAUCCCUCCAAAUCGUCGAUCAUAAUCUCCAUCAUCUCCGAAUGCAACCGGGAAGAUUUCCCUAAAUCUAAGGAAUCCUCGCCGGAACCGGAACUGAUGGCCCUGGAGAACCAACCCAUACCAGACUCCGACAAAGAUCCCAAUCAACCAAAAGAUCAGAAAUGUUCCUCCCGUCUCAGUCUGGAAGACGAAGGCAUCGGCGCGGAUCGGGAAUCCCUCGGCAAGCAGACCCCAACCGACGCUAUGAUGCGAUCCCCUUCGCUGGACAAACUCAGCGACGAUGGAGUGGGCGGAAUCGCUCCAUCCGUGGGUCCGACAACUUUUGGCAGUGGUCAGGUCGUUCUCAGCGCUUCCAGCAAUGACACCGGGGUGCGAACGAUUUCGCUGAAGCCGGCCCUGCUCGAGCGGAAUCUACUCAAGAUUCCCGAGUGUCAUCUGAGGAAGCAUCUGCUGUUCGCGCUGCCGCCCGAGUACAAGCGACUCAAGAUGGACGUGGUGCGCAAAGCCAGCGAUCGGACAAAGGACAUUUUCACUCUGGCUGUGUACAGUUUGAGUCCACGUGGACUGAAGAAUUCGGAAUGGGGAAGACGUGCUUCGACCCCGGAGCCAGAAGAUUUCCACGGCUUCGACGAGUACGCGGAUAUCCUCCAGGGCCCGCUCGGUAAGUGUCUGUACAGCCUUGCUCCGCUCAGUGACGGCCAGCUGUCGAAUGUGUCCCGCCCAUCCUCGCCGGCAAGCGUAUUCUUCGGUUUCGAAAACGAUGAACCAACGUUCGGAAUAGCAACCGAUGAGGAAGCUACGCGCAAGGAUGAAGCCUCUGCGCAGCAGAAAGAAUCUACCGUGUCGGAAUCGGUGCCGCAGCAGGAGCAGUCGGUUCCAGAACCGCAGGAAAAGCCUCAGUCCGAGUCGCAACAGUCGACUCCAACGCGAACUAUGUCGCGUGAUUCAGGCAUCUCAGACGAUCAGAACGAGCUCAGACGAUCGAAAGAGGCUACACCAGAACCCGCAGAUGAGACUUCUGGUGGUAUCGAAGAUUCACAACCCGAAGAAAAUCCGGCUUUGGACAGCGCCAAGUACAUCCAAAGCGUAGCGGAAGCAAAGGAACUGAUCGAAAAGGUCAACAGUUGGCACCGGAAGUUGAAACCGAUUUUGAUCCAAUCGGAAAAGAGGAACCAUUUCGAUAUCCACGCUUAUGGGAGUGAAAUUAUCGAAUCGUUUGGGUCGGAAGAAGUGGUGGAGGAAGUUCCGGUGAUAGAUUUCGGUCAGGUAAUGAAGAAUAAGGCGGAAGAUUUUACGGCGCGGUAUUUCCUGUCGAUGCUGAUGUUGGCCAAUACGAACAAUGUGCAGAUUGUGACGCGAAACCAUGAUCCACAGCGAUUGACGACCAAGGGGGAUAUCGAGUUGCGACUGCUGAGUCGGAAACGUCACCAUCAGGAAAUGGAGAGCAUGGGUGAGCGAAUUCCAUGCGAUAAUACUCCGUCCGGGCGUUUGGCGGCUGGAUCUAAGUUGAAAUCACCUCGAGGGAAAAAGCGCAAACGACUGCUGGACGACGAAGAUGACGAAGGUAUGGAGGAUGAGGACGAAGGGCACCUGAGCGGAAUUUGCCGUUUGCAAGAUGACGACGAUCCGGAUCAUGACUUUUUGGAGCGCAUUCGGCGAAUUUAUCCGGAUAUCAACAGCGAGGAGACCAAACGGAAGCGGAUAGCGUUCCGCCGGGGGAUGCGUCGGUGUGCAUACGGGCUGCAAGACGACGAGCAGUGCGUUGAGGAGCAAAGUGUUCCUCCGCCGCAGCCGCCGGAUCCUGUGGAACCGGUCCCGGAAGAGGAUGAUCCAGAUGAGAUUCUGUCCGUCGAUUUGAUGACCAACGAAGCAAUACUAAUGGCACCUUCGGCAGUACCGUUGGUCGAUCCGGAUCCUUGCUGUUCCAAGAGUUUGAUCUCAGCGGCCGAGUCCGGGUACGGAUCGAUGAUCGAUUCAAGUGAUUGUUAGGAUAAUUUUCCGUCAUUUAGCACUCGAAUAUCUUGGCACGUGUUCAUAACUUUUAUUUUAUUUUUUGGUAGCACCCACGAUGCAGGGACACGCAGGGUGAUCAGUUUGUUAGUUAGCGAACAGUGAUCGUGUGCGCUGUUCGUUGUUGACGUAGAAUUAAGUCCAAACCCCAAAACCUUAGACGCUAAGCUACACAAAUCUCUAUCAUAUUUUUUAUUUAUCGCAACUUUGACUUUGUUUUCCCAGUACAAAACCAACGUACACGUAAGUAAUGAACACUAAUCGUACUCUUUUUGUUUCUGAGCAUUUCACCCAGUGUAUUUUCCAAUGCCUUUUUUGCAUUCGAUUUUUAGUUAAGACUUUAAUUUUUGUUUUUAAUCUAACGAGAUUCCUUAUUUACACCUGAUAGUACUAUAUUCACUCGAAUCCACAUUAUUUACACUUCAUUUUCAUUUUUCCAAAAACAAAGUAUUUCUUUUGAAAGCACCUUUUGGCUUUUACUUGCAUAUUACACAUCCAGUGCGUCUAAUUCGUUUUUGUUCUACAAUGAACUAUCAUCAUUUAGGUGUAAGGUCGAUCAAAAUAGCUCUCGUAAUUUAAAUACCCAAGUGAAUUUAUUUAGCGUCUAGUUUUGAGCAUGAAUUUCUUUCUAGACAGUUUAGGCUAAUUUGUAGCGGUAAUUGAACAUCAAUCACAAACUUGACACGGCUGUUGCCACAAUUGUAGAGCAAAUUCCUAUUCCUACAAAAUGAUCGCUAGACAAAAGAUGUAAGAGUUUAUUGUGACAGUAUGAAUUAUAUUUUGUAAUAAAAGCACUGAUGAAAAUCGUCAAAA
Molecule: messenger RNA, 4389 nt
Organism: Aedes albopictus (Asian tiger mosquito)
Lineage: Eukaryota; Metazoa; Arthropoda; Insecta; Diptera; Culicidae
Exons: 6
Coding region: 190-3555 (1121 amino acids)
Biological process (GO): meiotic chromosome condensation; mitotic sister chromatid separation
Cellular component (GO): condensin complex; nucleus
Molecular function (GO): chromatin binding
Source: RefSeq, a predicted model, not a curated record